AUGGACGAGUCUCAUUUUUACAGUAGGCACUACGAAUAUAAUGAUUUAAUUUAUGAAAUAUCUGGAACUAAAGAAUUUCAUAAUAAAAUGAUUACAGAUUGGAAUUACGCCACGUCUUAUUUAAAAGAAAUGGUAGAAAACCAAGUACUCGAUGAAGAUGUUCAUGUUAAUGACCAAGUAUUCGAUGACAACGUUUAUGUUAAUGAAGAAGAAAGUUCAAAUCCCAAUCAAUAUGAAGAUUUUAAUGACACUGAAGAGGUUGUCGAAAAAGAUAAGAAUGAUAAGGAUGAUGGCUCAAUAUGGGAUAAUGCUUCUAUAAAACUAUUGCUGCAUGAGUAUUUAAUUCGAAAGAAUAAAUUUAGAAGCCCCAAGAUGAAGAAAAUUACUUUGUGGCGUGAAAUAUCAGCCGAAUUUGAAAAACAAAAUCUGAUAUUUUCUGCGGAUGCUUUAUCAAAAAAAUUUGGUAAUAUGAAGACCACUUAUGCUAAAAUAAAAAAAAAUAAUUCCAAAAAGACGACUGGAGCUGCCCGUAAACCAUGGGUAUGGUUGAAAUCUAUGGAUGAAAUUUUUCAUAAUGAUCUGUCUAUUAAUUUUCGGCAUGAUGUAGUCACAAGUAUGCCUGCAGACGUAAGCGAUGAAGUCCUGAACUUAUCAAAUUCUUCGUCUAACAGAGAGAAUGGGUGCGGUUCAUCAUCUAGUAGUCAGGCUUCAGCUUCAAGUUCAAAUGUAGUUCAUUCUGGCGAUGAUUCUGAUAAAAUAUCACAAAAAUGUUAUAAAUCUGCUAGAGGAAAAAAUAUUUAUCAGCAGAGACAAAAACAGCUGGACCUAGACUCUGAUAAGAUAGAAGUUAUGCGAGGAUUAAAAGACACUCUUGAACAAUGCCAAAAUCUUCAAAAAGAAAAUCUUUCAAUUUGGACACAAAAAAUGAACGAUUUGACGGAGGCCUAUAAACAACGUAAUCAGCUGUUAAAACAAAUACUUGAAUUUCAAAAAUGA
Cotesia congregata is the source of this 996-nucleotide messenger RNA. NCBI's taxonomy places the organism in Eukaryota, Metazoa, Arthropoda, Insecta, Hymenoptera, Braconidae. The record is from the annotation of a GenBank genome assembly.